Molecule: messenger RNA, 612 nt
Organism: Loxodonta africana (African savanna elephant)
Lineage: Eukaryota; Metazoa; Chordata; Mammalia; Proboscidea; Elephantidae
Product: olfactory receptor 8J1-like
Exons: 2
Coding region: 1-612 (203 amino acids)
Biological process (GO): sensory perception of smell; G protein-coupled receptor signaling pathway
Cellular component (GO): membrane
Molecular function (GO): odorant binding; G protein-coupled receptor activity; olfactory receptor activity
Source: RefSeq, a predicted model, not a curated record
AUGGACCUUCCUGAGCUCCAGGUCCCCCUUUUCUUUGUCUUCCUGGUGAUCUAUGGGCUGACUGUGGUAGGGAACCUGGGCACCAUCAUCCUCAUCAGUGUUGACUCCAGACUUCCAACCCCCAUGGACUUUUUCCUUCUACACUUGGCUAUCACUAAUCUUGGCAAUUCUACCACCAUUGCCCCUAAAAUGUUGCUCAACUUCUUGGUUAAGAAAAAAACCAUCUCAUACACCUGCUGUGCAGCUCAACUAGGUGGAUUCUUAGUUUUCAUGGUGGGUGAGAUUUUCAUACUGGCUGCAGUGGCCUAUGACCGCUAUGUGGCCAUUUGCAACCCCCUUCUCUACAUGGUGGUGGUAUCUCAGCAGAUCUGCCUUCCGCUAGAAUCCCUCACAUACCUCUACAGUCUGACCUUGGCACUGACUGCCUCUUCCUCAUCGUCCUGUUGUGAUACCUACAUUCCAGAAACAGUAGUGUUUACACUUUUGGGUACUAAUCUGUUUUUCUCCAUGAUCAUUGUUCUAAUAUCCUGCUUCAACAUUGUUCUUGCCAUUUUGAGGAUACUGUCCAAAAAGGGAGAUAAAAAGCUUUUUCUACCCAUGCUUUUCACAUGA